CACCGGUUUCUCCCUCACCUUCACCCUCUUCUUAUCCUACACCCUUCUCCCUCCUUAAAAUGUACACCCUCGCCUUACGCCACCCACCGUGCUUCUCCUCCUCUCCUUCUUCUUCCAUCCCCUCAUCCCCUCCUUGCAAUUCUUUCCUCUACAGCUUCAGACCCAACAAGCGCUUCCACUUUCUCAAGCCGUGUUCUUUCCUCAGGCAGACUAGGAAGCGGGAGUCCCUCCAGAAGACUCCCACCAGCCCUCCCCAGAGUCUUCGGUGGUUCUUGAACCCCAAAGGUGGUGAUGACGAUGAGAAGCUCAAGGAGGGUGGUGAUGGGGAAGGAGGUUUGGAAAGGAACACUGCCGUUAAAGGUACCAUUUUGGGUGGAGUUUUGUUGCUGGGGGCCGUUGGUGGGUUUGCGGCUGUUGGGUAUGUUUAUAAGGACCAGAUCAAUGCUUUCUUGAACCAGUUUUCCACAUUUAUUGAAGGCUAUGGCCCCGCUGGUUACGCAUUGUUUGUAGCAGUUUAUGCUGGGUUAGAAGUCCUUGCAAUUCCUGCUAUUCCGUUGACCAUGUCAGCUGGUCUUCUUUUUGGCUCUGUUAUUGGCACCAUUAUUGUCUCCAUCAGUGGAACAGUGGCAGCAAGUGUUGCCUUUCUGAUUGCUCGAUAUUUUGCUCGUGAGCGAAUUCUUAAACUGGUACAAGGAAAUAAAAAAUUUCUUGCAAUUGACAAAGCAAUUGGAGAAAAUGGCUUCAGAGUUGUCACCCUUCUUCGUUUGAGCCCUUUGCUUCCAUUUUCUCUUGGAAAUUAUUUGUAUGGACUGACAUCUGUGAAGUUUGUGCCAUAUGUGUUGGGAAGUUGGCUUGGGAUGCUUCCAGGAACCUGGGCUUAUGUUAGUGCCGGUGCAUUUGGCCGAGCAAUAAUUCAAGAAGAAUCAGGUAUUGCUUUGGGUGGUGGAAAUGGUCAGUUAUUGACACUCGGGUUGGGACUAUUGGCUACUGCUUUGGCAGCAGUUUAUGUGACUCGGCUGGCAAAGGAUGCUGUGAAAGAUAUUGACUAGUACAUCAUGCCUGCUGCAUUUUUUUACCGAUCAAGAGGGUAAAACUAUGGUUGUCAUUUGUAAAAUUGACAAAUUGGUCAAUUGCACUACAGCAUGUAAAAUUGUAAUGUACAUCACAAAUCCAAUAAAAUAGAAAGCCAUUUUUAACCUUAAGACUUGUUGGGACUUCUACAAUCAAUAGCAUCAUUUUAC
Messenger RNA from Rubroshorea leprosula, 1241 nucleotides. The record is from the annotation of a GenBank genome assembly. Lineage: Eukaryota; Viridiplantae; Streptophyta; Magnoliopsida; Malvales; Dipterocarpaceae.